AAUGACGCGAUGCAGCCGGUUUCACACUCUUUGGUGGGUCUCGAACCCGCCUUCGAGAGUGGUCGUCUGGACGGGACUUGUCAGUCACCAGGACGCACUCACGGGGCUCGCGGCCAACACCAACGCACAACGAACAGACUCAAACCACUCGGAGACCGCUUGGGGAGCGACGAGUAGAUCGUAG
This is a messenger RNA of Protopolystoma xenopodis, 184 nucleotides long. The record is from the annotation of a GenBank genome assembly. Lineage: Eukaryota; Metazoa; Platyhelminthes; Monogenea; Polystomatidea; Polystomatidae.